This is a messenger RNA of Phytomonas sp. Hart1, 1075 nucleotides long. NCBI's taxonomy places the organism in Eukaryota, Euglenozoa, Kinetoplastea, Trypanosomatida, Trypanosomatidae. The record is from the annotation of a GenBank genome assembly.
AUGUACAGCUACAACAAUAUAAUAGAUAAGGGUGAGCCACAGCACACGGAGCUCAUUGACAGGGCUUUGGACGACCAAACUGCGAUUCCGAAAAGUACGCAGCACCGAGUCAGCCCUGAGGUUGAUUGCAUUGUGGUGGAUAAUUUCCUCACACCUGAUGAGUGCGAUGCGCUUAUUGCGGCUUGCGAGAAAACCGGCUUUUCCUUUUGGCAGCAGACAACUCACGACGUAAAUGGCGGGGAGUCGAGCUGCAAUACCGAAUCCAAUUUAGUUCGUGUUGUGGACACCAUCGAGGCGAACUUUGAACAUCUAUCCCAGCACCUUUUUAAGCGCAUCGCGGCGGUGGUGAACCUCGAGUCCAAAUACUUCAGUCGGGAUACGCAAGGCGACGAGGAAUCGUGCGAGAGAGAUCUAGAGGGCGAGUGGGUUCCCUACGCGUUGUCGAGCAACUUAUUGUUCGGGCGAUACAAGCCUGGGGGCCACUUUAUGCCCCAUAUUGAUGGGUCCACGAUUGUGGACCUCAACACGCGCUCCUUCUAUGCCUUGCUUUUGUACCUCAACGCUUGCCCCGAGGGCGGCGAGACGCACUUAUUCUCCGGCGAGCAGCACUCGGUCGUGUUUAUGGACACCCAGUCCAACAAGCUGCGCGGUAGCGCAUCGAAUCGGGUCGGCUCGGUCGAGGCCAAGAAAGGGCGUGCGGCCUUUUUCUACUACGAUCUUCUGCAUGAGGGCGCACCGGUGGUUUCCGGCCUGAAAUAUAUCUGCCGAGCCGACCUCUUGUAUCGCCGCAAUCCGCCUAUUUUCACAAGUGAAAAAGACAAGGAGGCCUUUGCGCUCUACCAGAGCGCACGCGUCCUGGAGAGCAGUGGCGAGGCUGCGCGCGCGUGCGAACUCUUCCAACGUGUACGAAAAGUAUCCAAGGGCGUUGCGGAGUUGUAUCACCUGGAUUAACCAUUCCUUGGCCCACUGCUGGUUUUUAAGGCAGGGCAAUGACGAAAGGGAGUGCGGAUCUCGGAAGGGAACGCCGCACAAUUCACCUUAACCAAAAGCUAAUCAAUAUAAUAAGCAUCCCUAA